AUGGGGCUUUUUUAUGUGCAUGCAGGAGAUGAAUAUUAUUCAUUUUUCUUAGAUUGUGAGGAAGGAAGCGCAUGCACAAUCUUAUUAAGAGGAGGAAGCAAAGAUGUACUUAAUGAAGUUGAGCGGAAUAUACUAUUAGAGGGGAAAGUUGUCCCUGGUGGAGGAGCAACAGAGAUGGCACUUGCUGCUAGAUUAUUACAUAAAGCUAAAAGUAUAGAUUCUGUACAUCAAUAUGCCUAUAGAGCAGUUGCUGCCUCUCUUGAGGUUAUACCAAGAACAUUAGCACAAAAUUGCGGUGCUAAUGUUGUAAAAGUAAUGACGGAUCUGCGUGCUAGCCAUAGCCGUAUAGAUUGUCCUAUAGCUGCAUGCAUGGGUAUAAAUGGUAAAACAGGAGAAAUAACAAACAUGAGGGAUCUAAUGGUUUGGGACUGUCUUACUGUUAAACAACAAGUCUAUAAAACUGCUAUUGAAGCUGCAGCAAUGUUAUUACGUAUAGAUGAUGUAUUAUCUGGAUUAAGGAAAGACACAAAGGGAGGAGAAGGAGGAGAAGGAGGAGCUGUUGAGGACAUGGAGACAUUUGGAGACUCUCGUGAUGGUUGA
This is a messenger RNA of Eimeria maxima, 600 nucleotides long. Its product is annotated as TCP-1/cpn60 family chaperonin, putative. The transcript is spliced from 5 exons. Bases 1 to 600 code for a protein of 199 amino acids. Gene Ontology annotation, molecular function: ATP binding; ATP-dependent protein folding chaperone. Gene Ontology annotation, cellular component: chaperonin-containing T-complex. Gene Ontology annotation, biological process: protein folding. The record is from RefSeq and is a predicted model, not a curated record. NCBI's taxonomy places the organism in Eukaryota, Apicomplexa, Conoidasida, Eucoccidiorida, Eimeriidae.